AUGGAGGAGCGUCUGUCCCGAUUAAGCAAUGAAAAACGUGCACGUUGGAGAACAAAAUGCCGAGAACAUCUCUCAAAACAUAUAUGGGAAGCACUACAAAUAACAAUCAACCCUUCUGAAGUGCGCCUUAUUACCAGUGAACCGCAAGCCCAGUAUAUGUGGAAGAUUGAUGAUGAUUCUCUCCAACCCCUCUUUAAUAAGCAUCUCAGCAAGCAUUCUGUUGGUGCAUACAUGCAAUUGUGUCAGGAGGUAGGGAAAAGUUUCUACGCUGUUCGGCCAGAAAUUAUUAACAAGGAUGAUAUCCAACCGAGUCCCAGUGAUCGGUUACAGAUACUGCAGCAAAACAAUGCGGACCUUACUCAAGAGCUGGAGGACAUCAAGAAACAGGUAGCCUCGCUACAAGAUGACAAGAGGAUUGCAGAAGAGAAGAUACUCACACAUGAGUCUUCUAUCACAGAGGCGCAAGUGACAAUACAUCUUCUUCAACAAGAUGUCCAGCAAUGGAUGGCAGCAGCUGAAUACUACCAAUUCAGUUGCAUACGCUGUUCAGAGGCCUUGAAGGAGACCAUUCUCUCCUUACAGGAAUUGGACUCUGGAAUGAUUUUACCUCGGUCUACUGGAGGGCUCCAGUGA
This is a messenger RNA of Aspergillus sclerotioniger CBS 115572, 633 nucleotides long. RefSeq names its product DUF5320 domain-containing protein. The record is from RefSeq and is a predicted model, not a curated record. The coding region runs from base 1 to 633 and encodes 210 amino acids. Lineage: Eukaryota; Fungi; Ascomycota; Eurotiomycetes; Eurotiales; Aspergillaceae. The transcript is spliced from 3 exons.